UUACAUCGUCCCUCCUUUAGGGCUUUAUGCAAAUGCUACAACAGCCCAGUGUCUCCUCGCUUCUCCUGGCGCUCAAGGAAUGCGGCAGCGCGCGGGAUCUCCUGCGGGGAAGGAUCGUCCACGGCGAUGCGAUCCAAUCCGGCCUCGCGGCGGACAUCUUCGUCGCCACGACGCUGGUAAGCAUGUACUCCAAAUGCGGCAGCAUGGCCGACGCGCGCAAGGUCUUCGACGCCAUGCCCAGCCGGAAUCUGGUCUCCUGGACCGCUCUCAUGCUGGGAUACGCGCAGAACGGGGAACCCGAGCUCGCGCUGGGACUGUUCCAGCAGCUCCAGCACUGUGCCACUUCGCUGGAUCGAUCGACUCUCCUAGCGGCGCUUACGGCCUGCCGGAAUCUGGCUGCCAAGGGACAGGAAUGCGAGAGCUUGAGAAGGAGCUGCUUAGAGAAGGGGGCGGACAUCCAUUGUCUUGCUGCGAAGAAUGGAUUGGAAGAAGAUAUCUUCGUGGCGAGUAGCUUGGUGGAUAUGUACGUCAAGUGUGGGAGCUUGGUGGAUGCUCUUCGGGUUUUCCGCGGGAUUCCACGCAACAAUGUGGUCUCGUGGACUGCCAUGGUUUUCGGCUACGUGCAAAACGGGGAGUUCGCGACUGGAUUGGCGCUCUUUGCUCGGAUGCAGCUGGAAGGCUGUGAUCCGGGAGAUCAAACUUUUGUCGCUGCGAUCAAGGCGUGCAGUGGCUUGGCAGCGAAAGAAGAAGGCCGAAAGAGAUAUGGUUGCAAGGUGGUCGUGAAGGAAAAAUCGUUGGAGAAAGGAAGAGUGAUCCACUCUCAGGCAGCCAACUGCGGAUGCGACCAAUUCGUUACGAGUAGCCUGGUGGAGAUGUAUCUCAAGUGCGGGAGUGUGGUGGAUGCUCGUCGAGUCUUUGACGGGAUUCCACGUAAGAAUGUGGUGUCUUGGACGACGCUCAUCCUAGGAUACGUCCAGGUCGGGAGACCAAUGGUAGCUUUGGAACUUUUUGCGUUGAUGCAGCAGGAAGGUUGCUCUCCGGAUGCUAAGACCUUCGUUGUUGCCUUGCAGGCCUGCGCGAGCUUGGCAGCUAUGGAAGAUGAGGACGAAGGCAAGACGAAGAAGAGCUCGAAGUCAUUGCUGCUGAGAAAAGGUACGAGCAUUCAUUUUCAAGCUGUUCAAGCGGGUUUUAGUUCUGAUGUUUUCUUGGGCAGCAGCUUGAUCAACAUGUACGCGAAGUGUGGAAGUAUCUUGCGUGCUCAGGAGGUGUUUGACCUGAUGAAGUUUCAUGACGUUGUUUCUUGGACAACGUUGAUCCUCGGGUACGCUCAGAACGGAGAAGGUGAGCAUGCGUUACUUCUCUUUCAAAUAGCUCUUGACAAGAACUUGGUAAACUCUCAGAGCUUCGUUGCAGCUCUGAAGGCAUGCACGAGUCCGCUGGAAGGGCUGGAGGACGCUGACGGGAAGCUGCUUAAACUCGAGAGAGGAAUGGCCGUCCACUCCGAGGCCGCUCGAAGAGGCUACGAGCCGGACAUCUUUGUGGCGAGCACACUAGUCGACUUUUACGCAAUGUGUGGAAGCCUGGAGGAUGCUAGCCGUGUCUUCAACCGGAUGGAGAAACACAACUCGGUAACUUGGAAGGCAAUGCUACAGGCUUGCGUCCACAACGGAGAAGCAGAGACGGCACUACACUUGUUCGCGUGCAUGAACUUGGAAGGCUUCGUGCCGGACAGCGGGGCAUUCAGUGUGGCUCUGAAGGCCUGCUCGAGCACCGGAGCACUGGAAGUGGGACGAAGUCUACACAGGGAACUUCGGAUUUCUGGCCUGAUGGACGACACAAUGGUGGCGAACUGCCUGUUGGACUUCUACGGCAAGUGUGGCAGCAUGGUGGAAGCUCAGGAGGUAUUCAACUCGAUUUCUUCCAGAGAUGUGAUAUCUUGGACUUCGCUGAUUGCAGGAUACAGUCAAAGAGGCGAGAUCGACAGAGUUUUCUGCCUGCUCCGCGACAUGAGAGACGAUGGCUUGGAUCCAAACAAAGUGACGCUCCUGGCAGUCUUAAGCGCGUGCAGUCAUGCCGGCCUGGUUGACAGAGGUAAGGAGUUUUUCUUUUCCAUGGGCUCCAAGUAUGGGCUAGCUCCAGAGCUUGAGCAUUACCACUGUGUGAUAGAUAUGCUGGGAAGAGCCAACCAGCUCGAGGAGGCAGUGGCGAUGGUGAAGUCGAUGCCUCACAAAGCCAACGUGGUUACAUGGACGAUUGUACUGACCGCCUGCCGGAAGUGGAAGAACGUAGAGGCACACAGCGGCUCAUGACUUGAUGGCUAACAUUUUAGAGAAUACCCAAGACAAUGCUGCUGGGUUCUAGAUCUGGAAGAACCCAGCGUUUUUCUGUUUAGAUCUAUAACUUGGGUAUAUGGAAACUUUCUCUUGCUUC
Messenger RNA from Selaginella moellendorffii, 2430 nucleotides. RefSeq names its product pentatricopeptide repeat-containing protein At2g33680-like. Bases 27 to 2309 code for a protein of 760 amino acids. Lineage: Eukaryota; Viridiplantae; Streptophyta; Lycopodiopsida; Selaginellales; Selaginellaceae. The record is from RefSeq and is a predicted model, not a curated record. Gene Ontology annotation, molecular function: RNA binding; protein binding. The transcript has 2 exons. Gene Ontology annotation, biological process: RNA modification.